Molecule: messenger RNA, 636 nt
Organism: Cadophora gregata
Lineage: Eukaryota; Fungi; Ascomycota; Leotiomycetes; Helotiales; Ploettnerulaceae
Gene: EGD2
Product: GAL4 enhancer protein
Exons: 3
Coding region: 1-636 (211 amino acids)
Biological process (GO): protein targeting to membrane
Cellular component (GO): cytoplasm; nascent polypeptide-associated complex
Source: RefSeq, a predicted model, not a curated record
AUGUCGAACCCACGCAUUGAAGAGCUUCCAGAUGAUGAGCCCGUCUCCAAGAACGUCACCGCCGAGGAUGACGGAUCCGAUAGCUCUGACUCCGAGGGAGAGGCUGCUGAGGCUGGCAUCCCCGCCGAGGGUCAAAUCGUCCAUUCCCGCAACGAGAAGAAGGCACGCAAGUCAAUCUUGAAGCUCGGCCUUGUCAAGGUCCCAGGCAUCACCCGUGUUACCUUGAGACGACCAAAGAACAUUCUCUUCGUUAUCAACCAACCCGAGGUCUACAAGUCUCCUUCAUCCAACACCUAUAUCGUCUUCGGUGAGGCCAAGAUUGAGGACCUGAACUCUCAAGCUCAAGCAUCUGCUGCCCAACAGCUCGCCGCCGCUGAGUCGCACGACCAUGCUGGACACGACCACUCCGGUCAUGAUCACUCCCACGACCACGGAAAGGGCAAAGCUAUCGAUACCAGUGAGGACAAGAAGGAUGAGGAUGAGGAUGAUGGAGAGGAGGUUGAUGCUACUGGACUUGAGGACAAGGAUAUUGAGUUGGUCAUGACCCAAGCUAGCGUCUCACGAAACAAGGCUGUCAAGGCAUUGAAGGAGAACGACAAUGAUAUAGUCAACUCUAUUAUGGCUCUAAGCAUAUAG